CUCUCGCAACCCGCAACACGUUACACACCAGCCAGUUGUCACCAGACAGCCAAGCGAGAAAGACGCGGCCGCUCCGACCAGCGUGUUCUCACAAACUUUACGCGACUAACAAACAGUGCAAACUAAAACAUUUGAACCGAGUGUUGAGUUGCAAGUGUUGUGUGUUAGUGAUGACAUUUCCAUGGAAUCGUCGGCUCUCAUGUCUCCUGGACAAGCUCUGAUGUCAGAGGGGAUGGAACCGAGGGACCGACUCGUCGAGGAGAUAGUGCUCCUCACUUUAUUCCUUGUAUCGACGGCGGCCAACUUGCUACCACUUCUAGUGUUUUGCCGACGCCCUGCGCUAAGAACUAUUUCAAAUAGGUUCGUCAUCAACCUUCUGGCGACGAAUUUAUUGACGACCACUCUGCUCGCGCCAGCGCUCUUCGGCGAGCACUCGUCGAACAGCGACGCGGUGCUGUGGGUGGAGGCAGGAGACACAGUAGCGUCGGCGUGCAGCCUUGCAGCGCUGCUGGCAGUCAUGCUCAUCGCGCUGGACCAGCACCACGCCGUCACCGACCCGCUGCGUUGCCACACGCGCCUGCUGCAACGUCGUCCAGCCACCCUCUGCGCCGCCACUUGGCUUGCGGCUAUCUGCGCCGCGGUGAUCCGCGCUGCAGUUGCCAUCGUCCGGCAUUACUGUCCUUUUGGGGCCAGUCUGCAAGACAUACAACUUGCCUACUACGCGGUGUACUUAAUGCUGGGAGUAGUCACGCCGAUUGCCGUCGUAUGCAUCAUGUACGCAAGGAUAUACCGUGCGGCGCGCUCGUCAGGACUGCGAGCGCGAGCGCAUGGAGCCAGUGCUCUACAGCUGCAUGAAGCCCCGCCAAACCUGCCAGAUCUCGUCGAGGAGGGCGAGGGGCUCACGCUUAGAAUAGAUGCCGCCGAGAACGUCGCCUCGGGGGAGAAUGACGGCAAAUUUGGCCCGUUCCUGCUUCCGCCGGAGCGGCCGGUUCGUUGCCCCUCUGUCGCCAGUCUUCGUAAUUCGCGAAAAGAGGGCAAAUCCAACGAAGAUCUGAGGAAAGGCUUGCCGUCGGUGAGCUCGGCUCCGUCUCUCGCAGCCCCGCUUCUGACGGUACAACAGCGCUCAUCGCAGCCUUCGCAGAACGGAUCGCGGAUAACUUCGAUACGUUGUAGGAUCUCGAACGCUUCACUGUUCCGUUAUAGAGAAGAAUCUCGCGCCGCGCGCGUCGGCCUCUUGACGGGUGCGUUGGUGAUGCUUCACGUGCCACACGCUGUGAACGCCGUAGCGGCCGCCGCUGUGCCCGGCUUGGCAGACUGCGCGCGCACACCUGCACUAGCACUGCUGCUGCUUGCGUCAGCGGCCUCGCCAUUCCUAUUCGCGCUGCGCUCGCGCCGUGUUCAGCGUGAAGCGCGCAGAUUGCUGUUGCCUGAGAAGAGUGCGUGGGAGCGGACUUCAGGCUCGGCGUCAUCGGCGGCGGCAGACGGGCAUCGCGCACGCGCAGCGCUCGAUCUGUUGCGGACGCUAUCGCCAGGCAAUGGCGAAGCGACGGGUGCGACCGCCGAGUCGGGUACCUGCCGAGGCUCAUUCAGCUCUGGCGGGAGCACGCAGCUGUCGUCCGCGUCGGACGAGUGACCGCUGGCGGUGCGCGUGGUGGCGCACGCCCCGCAUGCAGGGCACGCCGCGCACGCCCCGCCCGGUCCCGCGCGGGUACGCUUCGCCCCGCGACCCACCGCUCUACUCAUCUGUGAUACUAGGCUAAGCCGCUCCGCGCUCGGCGCGACCGUUAGACUGAUUUAGUAUUAAGUUAAUUUAUUAUGUCCGUAUGUACCUUUCCGCUGAGCGGAUGACUUUUUAUUACCUGAGUAUUGUAUAUAAAAAAUUAAAUUCGUAUCGAAGUGAUUAA
Molecule: messenger RNA, 1904 nt
Organism: Manduca sexta (tobacco hornworm)
Lineage: Eukaryota; Metazoa; Arthropoda; Insecta; Lepidoptera; Sphingidae
Product: putative tyramine receptor 2
Exons: 2
Coding region: 182-1633 (483 amino acids)
Biological process (GO): G protein-coupled receptor signaling pathway
Cellular component (GO): membrane
Molecular function (GO): G protein-coupled receptor activity
Source: RefSeq, a predicted model, not a curated record